Messenger RNA from Trematosphaeria pertusa, 2186 nucleotides. RefSeq names its product MFS general substrate transporter. The record is from RefSeq and is a predicted model, not a curated record. Gene Ontology annotation, biological process: transmembrane transport. NCBI's taxonomy places the organism in Eukaryota, Fungi, Ascomycota, Dothideomycetes, Pleosporales, Trematosphaeriaceae. The coding region runs from base 373 to 2154 and encodes 593 amino acids. Gene Ontology annotation, molecular function: transmembrane transporter activity. The transcript is spliced from 2 exons.
GGCGCGCCGUUGUGCGCGUCUAUCCACGACACGACUUUACUCUUGCAGCUAUUUCCAACGCGGUCUUGGUGGAUCGACUGAAGCGUUCGCGCCGGGCUGGUGUUGGUCACCUCUUUUAUCUCUUAUUCUCGAACGACUGAACAAUAUUCAGCCCUUGUCCCUCAUGCUUCGAAUUCUACAUCUCGACGACACCUCUAUUUCGUAUCUACCAGUUGUCUUUGCUUUAACUCUAACCACGCUCUGGUUCAUCUUUCUACUCCCGCCCCUACAAGACUAUAUUUCUGCUCGGUACAGGCACGCCUUUCCUGAAGGCUUGCCGUUUUAACACAGUCGGCCCUUCGACUUCGGGCCCGAGGACUGUCUCAUUACAGGAUGAUUCUCAAUAAAUUCCACGCUCGCCAGAACAGCACUGCGACGGAUCCUAUAUCACGGACAUCGCUGCACCAGCGUCGUGAUUCGUACCCGUAUUUCACGCAGAACGGCGGCCCCUGCGCGCCACAUGAUGAAGAGAACACGCCGCCGGCGACUCCGGUCAAGCAGCCAGAACCGUCAUGGGGUAACAUGCCAAACAAACUGCAACUGCUCAUUCUCGCGCUCUCACGGCUCGUCGACUUUUGGCAGAUGGCGUCUCUCCAAUCGUACAUGGUCCAGCAGCUUCGCUCUUUCGACGCUACGCUCCCCGAGUCUACCAUCUCCCACCAGGCAGGCAUCUUACAGGGCUCAUUCACAGCUGCGCAGAUUAUCACCUCAAUACUCUGGGGUCGCGCUGCCGACUCUCCGGCCAUGGGCCGUAAGAAUGUGCUACUCAUAGGGUUGGUUGGGACGGGUAUCUCGUGUAUAGGUGUGGGCUUCAGUCGCACAUUUUGGCAGGCUGCUGUUUGGCGGCUAGUGGGGGGUGCCGUGAACGGGACCGUUGGUGCAGCGAGGACCAUGGUCGCAGAGUCGGUUGACAAGAGGUGGCAUAGUAGGGCUUUCUUACUGCUUCCCAUCGCCUUCAAUGUCGCAAAUAUCCUAGGCCCUGUGGUUGGCGGCCUAUUGGUCAAUCCUGUAGCAAGUCACCCGUCGAUGUUCGAAGGAUACGAUGGAGCCCCAAAGCGAUGGAUCAAGGCAUAUCCGUACGCAACCCCGAGCGUCCUCUGCGCCGUACUACUUUUUAUCGAAGCUGGCUUGGUGGUUUCAUUCUUGCACGAAACAUUACCCUCAAAAGAUCGUGUCCGAACGCUGUCCGAACAGCUUCGGGACAUGUGCAAGGGUAUUUUCUCCGUGCUGCGGAACCGACCAGAUUAUGCAUCUCUUGAGCAGUUCGAGGCCAGUCAUCAGCUAUCCUCUCUCCCAAGGCGGUCUUUUCCGGAGAAGCCCACCAAUACGACACCCCAUUCCCGGCCCGUUCAACGUCUGCCCUUUCGCCGGAUCUGGACAUCUAACGUCCUAUGGACGUUGUUGAGCGUUGCCAUAUUCGACUUCCACAUGGGUGCAUUUUCCGGUCUGUGGAUCAUCUUCCUCUCGACUUCACGGCCACGAGGAUUGUCGCCCGCUCAAGCAUGGGACAAACUCGUCAAACGCACCCCUUUCCGCUUUACGGGUGGUCUUGGAUUCCAGCCCACUUUGCUGGGUACAUCAUUGGCGGUCCUUGGCAUCGUGGGGCUAUGUCUGCAAAUCCUCCUGUAUCCCUGGGCCAAUGGCAAAUUCGGGCUGAUGCGAUGCUUCCGGUACUCCCUUAUCCUCUUCCCGCUGGCCUAUGCGCUGGCGCCAUACCUCGCUCUCCUGCCUUCCACCACACCGGCGCCUCUUCCAGCAUCCGGCACUCUCAUCUGGGUCGCCAUAUCACUAGUACUCACUCUGCAAGUCACCGCCCGCACAUUCGCCCUGCCAGCCUCUAUCAUCCUCGUCAACAACGCGUCGCCCCACCCUAGCGUUCUCGGUACGAUACACGGCGUUGGCCAGAGCGUGAGUUCAGCCUUUCGAACCAUUGGACCGGUAGCGAGUGGCUACUGGUAUAGCAUCGGGCUGAAGAAGGAGAUCGUAGGCCUCAGUUGGUGGAUUGUGGCUGCGAUAAGCGCAUGGGGGUGCGUCGCUAGUUUUUGGGUAAGAAAUGGAAGCGGUCAUGAGAUCUUGCUACCGGGAGAGGAGGAGGGAAAAAGCUUAGAUAUCUAGCGUAGCUCUAUAUCUAGACAUAUUACUAAAUU